GGUGAACACAUCAGCAAAAAUAUUUUUUCUUAAAAAAAUAUAUUCAAAUUUCAUACUAGAAUGUAUGACUUUAAAGUGUUUCCACAGGCUGUGAUUGCUGUUAUUGCUAGUUUUGGAAGUUUUAUCUUUGGAAUUGCAUUGGGAUGGAGCGCCCCAGCAGGACCUAAACUCAUGAGCAAUGAAAAUAGUUUUGAAAUGCAAAAAACUGAGCUAGCAUUAGCAGCAUCAAUGGUUCCUUUUGGAGGUUUUUUUGCUGCUUUCAUAACUGGAUUCAUACGAAAUCGUUUUGGAACUGUCAAAUCAAUCAUUAUAUUCUCUGUCCCAAAUUUAAUUGGAUAUCUACUUUUAGUAUUUGCACAAAAACCCUGGAUGUUAAUUUUAGGUAGGUUCUGCAUUGGAUUAGCUUGUGGUGGAUACAGCUUUAACAAUCUCACUUAUAUCGGUGAAAUUGCAUCAAAACAGAUUCGAGGAAUCUUACUGACAUUCUACGAAAUAAAUAUUAAAACUGGAGUUCUCUUUGUAUUCGUCCUUGGAAGUGUCACAAAUCUGUUGAUAACGAACAUUAUUUGUUCAGUAAUCGUUGUAAUCUACGCAAUAGCUUUUUCCUUCUUUCCCGAGACUCCAAUGUAUCUGAUGACAAAAGGAAAAGUCGAUGACGCAAAAAAGUCGCUUAAAGUUUUACGAGGCAGUGAUUACAAAUAUGAUAAUGAAAUGAGAGAGAUUCAAGACGAAAUAGAUGAGAUUGAGGCUGCAAAGUUACCGUUCUGGUUGGAAAUUAAAAAUAAAGCAACUCGCAAAGCCUUUUGUUUAGUCGCCAUGAUGUUUGUAUUCUUCCAUAUGUCUGGAACUGAUGCUGUAAUAUUCUAUAUGACAACAAUCCUAAUUGAAUCUGGUAUAAAGUUCGAUCCUUUCGUCGCAACCUCUGUUCUUGGAUUAAUACAACUUCUGGCUAUCAUAGCAUCAGCUUUUUUCAUUGAUCGUUAUGGACGAAGAUUUUUAAUGAUUUCAUCAAACAUCGUAAUGGUUCUAGGUCAACUUGGAAUUGGAUUAUAUUUUUAUUCUAAGAAUAUUUUGGGAUUUGAUGGAUAUGAAUAUUUAACUCUUGUAUUCCUUUGUGUAUUCCUGGUUGGAUUCUCAUUUGGAGUUGCUAGUGUAACUUUUGUAUUAGUCGGUGAAUUAUUUUCAUUAAAUGCUAAAAAAGUUGUUUCUCCUGUUGCUCAAGGAAUAAGCUUCUUGUUCUCAUUCAUUGUGGCAACAUUCUUUCCAUCAGUUGCUGACGCAAUUGGCAUUCAUACAACAUUCUUUAUUUUCGCUGGAUUUUGUUUCUUAUCAGCGAUUUGCAUUACUUUAUUCUUGCCGGAAACAAAGGGGAAAUCACUUUAUGAGAUUCAGAAGCUUUUGAUUAAUGAAAAAUGAGGAUUUGCUAGAGAUGCUAUUUAAAAGCAAAUACUGUAGCAAUGAAAAUCCAAUUGUGCAAGUAGCUUGUAUGAAUAAGAACUUGAAAAAAAUAAUAAAAUUAAAAAUAUUUGACUCAACUUAACCCAAGCAAUUUAUGAUCAUAACCUAGUACAACAAUUCUGACGAAAUAUUCAUCGUAAGAAUGA
This is a messenger RNA of Chironomus riparius, 1604 nucleotides long. The record is from the annotation of a GenBank genome assembly. NCBI's taxonomy places the organism in Eukaryota, Metazoa, Arthropoda, Insecta, Diptera, Chironomidae.